AUGGAGCCUCCAGCCAAGAAACCACGCAAGCUUCUUGACGAUGACAGCUCCAGCGAUUCGGGAGACGAAUCUGGCGGAGUUCCCAUCUCCAAUCAGUCGGAGCCUGCAUUCAAGAUCAACGAAGAUUAUGCUCGUCGUUUUGAACACAAUAAGAAACGGGAAGAGUUGCAGAAGCUGGAAUCAAAAUUAGGAAAGACUUCAGCGCUUGGGAAACGCCGUGAUCGUGACGAAGAUGACUCCGACGGUUCGGAAGAGUCGUCAUCAGAUGAAGAAGAAGAUGAGGAUGGGGAAUUGGUAACGCCGGCCGUUGAUGCAGAAAUUAUGGCGACACUGAACGCGAUUCGAUCAAAAGAUCCUCGCGUCUACGACAAGGACGCCAAAUUCUACACGGCCCUCGAAGAAGAAGAAAACUCAAACACGGGAAAUACAGAGGAAAAGCAAAAGCCCAUGACGCUUCGAGAUUACCAUCGGCAAAAUCUCCUUAGCGGUGCCAAUCUGGAAGAGGACGAUACCUCCGAUGCUCCGAAGACCUACGCUCAGGAGCAAGAGGAAUUGAAAAAUGCUAUCGUCAAAGAGAUGCACGCCACCGCUGAUCAACCGGGCGUUGACGAGGAUAAGGACGAGGACGGGGGAUUCCUAAUCCGGAAAUCGACUACCAAAUCAGCCUCGGAACCCAAGGAGGAAAUCAAGCUGGACGUUGAGAAUGCGGACAAGGACCCUGAGACCUUCCUUUCAAACUUUUUGUCUUCCAGGGCAUGGAUCCCAGCUGGUAGAUCCGAGCUGCAGCCUUUCGAGUCUGACGACGACGAGGAGGAGGAGCGGGCAGAAGCCUUUGAGGAGGCAUACAACUUCCGCUUUGAAGACCCUAACAAGCUGAACGCGACCCUGUUGACCCACGCUCGUGAUAAGACCAACCAACAGUCUGUUCGGAGAGAGGAAAAGAGCGCCAGAAAGAAGCUGCGUGAGGCUGAGCGCAUGCGAAAGGAGGAAGAGAAAAAGCAGCGGGAAGCUGAGAAGAGCCGUCUUCGCAAAUUGAAGAUGGAAGAACUUCAGGAGAAGGUCAAUAAGAUCAAGGAAGUCGCUGGCUUCCGCGCAUCUAAAUUCACCGAUGACGACUGGGCACACUUUCUGGACGAUGCUUGGGACGAUGAUAAGUGGGAGAAGGAAAUGCAGAAACGGUUUGGCGAGGACUACUACGCCGAUGAAGAUGCCGCUGGUAGUGAUGGCGAGAGCAAGGGCAAGAAGAAGCGUCCAAAGAAACCUACAUGGGAUGAUGAUAUUGAUAUCAAAGAUCUGGUGCCUGAUUUUGAUGAAGAGGAACCCAAGCCGGCAUUGGAGGAUUCUGAUAUCGAGAUGGAGGAUGAUGCCGAAGACACGAACAAGAAGAGUAAAGCUCAAGAGAGGCGGGAUCAGAAGCGGGAAGCCCGCAAGGACCGGCUCCGCAUCGAGGAGGCAGUCGAUCGCAACCUGGACCUCGACAUUGCUCUUCUACCUGGCGCCACCAAGAAGAACACGACUCGCUUCCGCUACCGCGAAACCUCACCUCAAAGCUUCGGUUUGACUGCACGGGACAUUCUUAUGGCUGAUGAUGCGCAGCUGAAUCAGUUUGCGGGUCUGAAGAAGCUUGCUUCCUUCCGUGACCCCGAGAAGAAGCGCAAGGACCAGAAGAAUCUCGGCAAGAAGGCUCGUCUGAGGCAAUGGCGCAAGGAGACCUUUGGCAAUGAGGAUGGUCCUGUCUUCAGCUUCGGCGGUGAAAAGCCUGCGGGUAAUGCGGAGCAAGCAGACGAUGGAGACAAAGUCGAUAUUCGGGAAGGGGAGCCUAGGAGGAAGAAGAGAAAGAGGUCCAAGAAGCAUUGA
Aspergillus pseudoviridinutans is the source of this 1857-nucleotide messenger RNA. RefSeq names its product KRI1 family protein. The coding region runs from base 1 to 1857 and encodes 618 amino acids. The record is from RefSeq and is a predicted model, not a curated record. Gene Ontology annotation, cellular component: 90S preribosome; nucleolus. The transcript is spliced from 2 exons. Lineage: Eukaryota; Fungi; Ascomycota; Eurotiomycetes; Eurotiales; Aspergillaceae. Gene Ontology annotation, biological process: endonucleolytic cleavage in ITS1 to separate SSU-rRNA from 5.8S rRNA and LSU-rRNA from tricistronic rRNA transcript (SSU-rRNA, 5.8S rRNA, LSU-rRNA).